Messenger RNA from Salvelinus sp. IW2-2015, 1901 nucleotides. NCBI's taxonomy places the organism in Eukaryota, Metazoa, Chordata, Actinopteri, Salmoniformes, Salmonidae. The record is from RefSeq and is a predicted model, not a curated record.
ACUGUAGCAAAUUGUAGCCAUUAGAGCGCUGCACCGCGCGCAGCUGGUGUUAUCUGGAUAUGAAAUGUAACCAAUAAAAAAAGUAUCUCAUGCCAAGCGAUACUUGGUAACUAACCAGUGUGGAAGACUGCACGCUUUUCACUCACACAUUGCACCUUCAAGCGGAAUACAACCUGAGCUUCGCGGGGAACUGCGUUACAACAAGGUUACUGAAGUGCAGUCAGAAAGAAAAACUGAGAAAUCUACACACGAUGGACUGCCGGACUGUGGCCAAUGAUACACAUUGCUCCAGUUUCGUGAUGGCAUCGAUGUCCGACGUCGUGGCAAGCUUUUUCAAGUGAAGGGACAGAGCGCAUAUCAUUUUAUUGACAGCGAAUGUCCACAGUAUUCAUAGCCAAUUCUUGCCCUUUGCAGUGCAAUUCCGGUGGUAUACGGAAGCAUCCCUAUACUGACACAAAUAAGAGGAAGGAUUACAGCUCCAGUGUUCAACAUAAAGAAGCCCACAUUGCAGCUCGACCAAUAUAUCUUAUUAAUCUUUUACAACGCAAUGGGAAAGAAUACCUCUGCUGCCUUAUAAGAUGUAUCCGCAACAUCGAGAAAGGGAGCAGCCCAUCUUCAGCGCCAGAGCCCAUGUGUUCCAGAUCGACCCAAACACCAAGAGGAACUGGAUCCCUGCCAGCAAGCAUGCCGUCACCGUCUCCUUCUUCUACGACGGCAACAGGAACGUGUACCGCAUCAUCAGCGUGGGUGGUACGAAGGCCAUUAUCAACUGCACCAUCACACCGAGCAUGACGUUCACCAGGACCUCGCAGAAGUUCGGCCAGUGGGCGGACAGCAGGGCCAACACGGUCUACGGCCUGGGCUUCGCUACAGAGCAGCAGCUGCAUCAGUUUUCUGAGCGGUUUAAGGAGGUGAAAGAGGCUGCCCGUCUUGCACGUGAAAAGUCCCAGGAUAAGAUGGAGUUGGUCAACACUGCUCUCAGCAUCGCUGCGCCACAGUUCUCACAGGACCUCGGUGACGAGCUCCAGUCUCCGCCGGUGAUGUGUGUGAACGGUCCUGAGGACAAGAUGUUCCGCAGCCAAAGCGCAGACAUCACACUGUCUUCUGAGAAGGAGCGUAUUAAAAAGAUGCUUUCUGAAGGGUCUAUCUGCGAGAUGAACCUGGAGGCAGAGCUCUUCACCCUGCAGGACAGCAACUCCAAGCUGGUGUCAGCGUUACAUGAAGCUAAUAACAACGUGCAGCAGUGGAAGAAGCAGCUAGCUGCCUACCAGGAGGAGACGGAGAGGCUACGAGACCAGGUGGCUGAUCUGGAAGCACAUGGCGGCCACGGUCCUAGUGACAUGCUAAAGGAUGAGCUGACUCGGUCUCUGGAGGAACUGGAGGCCCUGCUCAAGGCUAAAGACGAGGAAAUCCACAUUCUGCAGAACAAGAAAUCAGAAUACCAUGAGAUGGAGCAGGAGAGAGAAGAAGCCAUACAUAGAUUACAGGAGAUGGAGAUGCGUAACCUGGAGCUGGAGCGGCGGGUGCAGAAUGCCGAGCAGAACCUGGCCGCCUCCCUAGAGGAGCGGGACCACACAGAGAGUGAGGUGCAGAGGGCCAUCGAGAUCCUGGAUGUCAAGCUCUUUGACCUGAACGACCUCCGGCAGAGCCUGGUCAAGCUGAUUGACAAAUGAUGCCAAAGAGGAAGGGUCUGUUGGGGAUGGCCAAUGCAAAGAGGGAGCUGGUCCUCUCCUGCUAUAAAGCACAACACCGCUUCUGCUGUGGGAAGAUUGCUGCAUCGCUGUACUGUACUUUCCAGCUUGUUAAGCAAUAUGUUGUGGUGUUACCUAGGCAGUGUUUCCCAACCCAGGUCCUCCAUUGUACAUUUUUAUUGUAACCUGGACAAGCACACCUGAUUCAAC